Molecule: messenger RNA, 3539 nt
Organism: Anastrepha obliqua
Lineage: Eukaryota; Metazoa; Arthropoda; Insecta; Diptera; Tephritidae
Product: neprilysin-4-like
Exons: 1
Coding region: 153-2306 (717 amino acids)
Biological process (GO): protein processing
Cellular component (GO): plasma membrane
Molecular function (GO): metalloendopeptidase activity
Source: RefSeq, a predicted model, not a curated record
UAGUUUAUUGAAUGAAACAUCCGCAACUGUAUUACGUUGCGCUCGGCAGUAAGAUUUCACAAGUCGUGCGUGCCACAUGACUAAGCUAGCAACCGAUCGAUAAGUUUUCAUUUAACCGGCGAAAAACACCACCAAAGCGGUUUACAACGGAAAUGCCUUUCGCAAGUGCACGCAGAGCAUUUUCACUGUGGUUUUUCUGGAUGCUACUACUGUUGGGCGCGUACGAAACGCAGUUGGCUUCAGUGCCGCAAGUGCAAUUGCAUGAGCAAAAAAUCUCGCAAGCCAACAACACCGACUAUGUGCGUGAUGUAAUGCGUCAGGCCAAAUCGGCUGAAAUGCGCAACUACAUGCAAGCGGAGGCGGACGCGUGUGACGACUUCUUUAAGUAUGCCUGUGGCACUUGGGAAAAAAUCAAUCCGACAGAUGUGCAUAAUGUGUUGGAGACAAACUUUUUCGCCUUGCUACUUAGCACCUACAAUCAAAAACAGUUGAAAGUGUUGUUGGAGGUGCCACAAAAGAACGACGAUGAAGUUACAGCGAAGGUGAAGACUUUCUUUGGCGCUUGUCGGCAGUUCGUGGGCAAGCCGAAUGAACGCUACAAAUUGGAGUUAUGGGAGAUUGCUGAAGAGUUUGGACAGAUGCCAGCGCUCAUGCCGGAAGGCACAUGGGAGGCCAGCGAAUUCGAUUGGUCGGUGACAAUUGGCCGCAUACAAAAUAAAUACGGACUGGAUGUAAUACUGCAGCUGAGUAUGCGAGAGGACUUUGUGAAUAACAGUGUGCAUAAAUUAUUCAUUGGUCAGCCAGCGUUGGCGUUACAAAGUAGAGCCAUGUACAAAAGUCCGGCAACAAAAUGGUAUCGCGACAAAUAUGAAAAGGAGAUAGAGCAAGAUUUGCAGCGCUAUUUGGGUAUUAACGAAGCGGUGGCAAAGCAGACGGCGCGUGAAAUUCUUUAUUUCGAAUCGAGAUUGGCCGAUGGCAUGCUGGACAAGCAUUUGGGUAAAACGCUAAAAUCCAUGGCUGUGCUGAGAACUGUCGACGAAAUGCAAGCGGUAUAUGAGGGCGUCAUAGAUGUGCGUGCGUAUUUGAACAUCAGUUUGGGGCAAGAAUUCAAUGAGACCUUCUACGAAUAUCAUGUGGAAUACCAAAGGAAUCUGGUGCAGAUGCUCAAAGAGAUACCCAAAGCGCAAGUAGCAAACUAUAUCUUGUACCAAUUACUUAAAACAUUCUUUCUCGAUUAUAACGCAACGAAUGGCGUCAAGGAGAAGCUGUGCUUGGACAAAACAAAAUUAUAUUUCUCCAAAGUGCUGGACAACAUCAUCUUCCGCAAAUACAACAAUGAGAAAACAAUAGCGGAUAUUAACGGCAUCUGGCUGAAAAUCAAAGAGAUUUUCAAAGAAGAACUGGAAACUGAUAGCUUAAAUUGGAUGUCGGCAAUAACACGAAAAGUGGCACUAGAUAAGUUAGACGCCAUGCGAUUAGACAUCAACUCACAUGAAAUAUCAGAAUUCACAGAGGAAUUCGCCAAUUUGACGCUUAGCCAAACGGACUACAUCGGAAAUUUGAACAAAGUGCUCGCUCACAAAACCAAACACUCUUGGACCGCGUUUCGACACACAAGCGAACCACUGGAAAUGCCCACCGCGCUCUCAUUCUCGCCCACCUACAGCACCAAAGAGAAUUUAAUAAGGAUUCCCGUUAUGCUGCUACAGCCCUACUUUCUCUGGUCCGACUAUUAUCCGAAUGCGCUUAAAUUUGGCACGCUCGGUUAUUUGGUGGCGCAUGAGCUCAUACAUGGCUUUGACGAUGUGGGCCGCAACUUCGAUGCUACCGGCAAUGAACAAUCGUGGUGGGACAACAAUUCAACAGAAGCUUUUGCGGAGCGCAAAAAGUGUUUCAAACGUCAAUAUUCGCUCUAUCGCUACAAUGGCAAAUAUCUGCCACAAAGCGAACUGCAAGCAGAAAAUAUCGCCGACAAUGGUGGCAUACAACUGGCCUACAAGGCUUACCAGAAGUGGCUCACAGGCCUGAACGAGACCACAAGCGGAGAGCGCGAGCAGCUGUUGGCGUUGGAAACACUACCAAAUUUGAGCUUAACAAAUCAUCAGCUAUUUUUUCUCGCUUUUGCUCAGUAUUGGUGUAAUGAUGUUGACGCCUUCUAUAGGGACAAAGUUUCUUUGCUAAGCACACAUGCGCCGGCGAAAUUUCGUGUGAUUGGCUCUUUGGCGAAUUUCCCGACUUUCGCCGAGGAGUUUCAGUGCGCCAGUGGUACUUCAAUGAAUCCAAAGCAGAAGUGUAAAAUUUAUUAAAAAUGCAUUCACACGCUGGCUGCACUUAAGUGCCUGAGUAUAUGCGGAGAACGAGCGACAUACAUGCGAACAUAUGUAUGUAUGUACAGGGUGGCGCAAAAUUAAUCAUCCAAUUUGUUUUUGAAUAACCUUUUUAGUAAAUAAAAAGAAAUGAUUUUGAGUGAUGGAAAUCUUUAUUUUGAUUUGAUUUCGAUCGUCUGUUUGUAAGCUGCAGCUGUCUUGUUCUUAAGUGUCAAAUUCGAUUGAUAUACGACUCCAUUUGUAAAAAUUAUUAAGGGUGGUUAAGUUUUAAGGGCCGGUGUUAAUUUUGAAUAAAAUACAAUUUUUUUAGAAAAUUAUUGUAAUUUCUCUUUAUUAUGAUAAUAUUGGUAAGGCUGAAUUACGUAUGGAACAAAAUAUCGGUCAAAUACCCGUUGCGGCCUCGGCGGCACACCUCCAUCCGAUAGUCCAAAUUUUCGAUGACACUGAGGCAUAAUUGAGGCUCUAUGCCGUCGACGUACCCCUUUUCUUUCAAAUAACCUCAAAGAAAGAAGUUCAGCGGUGUCAAAUCACAUUAUCUUGGCGGCCAAUUGACAUCGCCGCGACGUGAGAUUAUUCGGCCAUCAAAUUUGCCGCGCAAAAGAGCCAUUGUUUCGUUAGCUGUGUGACAAGUGGCACCGUCCUGUUGAAACCACAUAUCGUCCACAUCCACACUAUUCACAAUAACGGCCUGACCGGCCUCAUUUUGGAAAAAAUACGGCCCAAUGAUGCCGCCGGCCCAUAAAUCGCACCACACAGUCACUCUUUGUGGGUGCAUUGGUUUUUCGGCAAUCACUCUUGGAUUAUCAAUCGCCCAAUUGCGGCAAUUCUGCUUAUUGACGAAUCCACUGAGGUGAAAUAGUGCCUCAUCACUGAAGAUGAGUUUCUUCGAAAAGUGCGCGGUAUGCAUUUUGGUUUGAACGCCCGUUUUCAUAAUAAGCCUGAAUAACUUUAACGCGUUGCUCGACUAUGUAUCUUUCCAUGGUUCAAAUUGAGUUAGACUGAAAUUGAAAAAUGUCAAAUAAAAUGCAGAAAAAACUUGACGUUUAGGUGUGGUUUACAUUCAACAUUGGCCCUUGGAAUUUAACCACCCUUUAUAUCGUCCGAUAGGGCGAUUAAUUUUGCGUCGCCUUGUGCAUACUGGUUGCAAGCAUAACUGAGUACAUGAUGAUUUUUUUAAUAUUUAAAAUGUUUUUCGUGUUUUUUUUCAAAUUU